This is a messenger RNA of Chenopodium quinoa (quinoa), 2048 nucleotides long. RefSeq names its product Werner Syndrome-like exonuclease. The transcript has a single exon. Gene Ontology annotation, biological process: nucleobase-containing compound metabolic process. NCBI's taxonomy places the organism in Eukaryota, Viridiplantae, Streptophyta, Magnoliopsida, Caryophyllales, Amaranthaceae. The coding region runs from base 1178 to 1597 and encodes 139 amino acids. The record is from RefSeq and is a predicted model, not a curated record. Gene Ontology annotation, cellular component: nucleus; cytoplasm. Gene Ontology annotation, molecular function: nucleic acid binding; 3'-5' exonuclease activity.
UAGUAACAUCACAAGUGCCCAUUAGUAAGAGGAAUUCUACCGGAAUUACUGGUUUUUUUUGUGGCCUCUUUAACAUUAUUUUGACGCACUUCUUUAGCUCAAAUGUAGUGAAUUAUACGAAGUAUUGUAUACCGUGUUUAUAAUUUUAUAUGCUCUUCUUUUAUAGAGUGGUUUCCUUGGGUAAAUGAAACAUCAAAUCUGCAUGUAUGGUAGUAGUCUAGUAGAGUAUUAUUUGAUAUGUAUGAUAAUAUUUUUUUUUUUUUUUUAAAUCUAGGAAAUAGUAGAGUAUAGUAAAGUAAAGACAUUAUCAACACGACCAUUAAGAUUUGCUACGUGCACAUUUCAAUAUUCCAUGUAUAUUUCAUAAUUUCCAAAGAUAAGGGUGGCAUGAUUUAUUCCUCUUGCUCUAUUCCUAUGCGUGUAAUUAGUUACUCGUACUACUCUUGCUCUAUUCCUAUGUAAUUGGGCACCACGUUCCUAACUUUACCCAAUAUAAGAUUAAGUAAAUACGGAGUCCUUGUAAUAAAGAAUCGAUGACAACAUAAUAAAAACUUUUCUUAUUUGAUACAAAGUGAAGUUGUAUAUAUACUCCGUAGUUUACAUGGAGAUGGAGUACGUAAUAAUAAAAACUAAAAUUAUUUAUUGUAAACUUUGGAGGUUUAAUAAAUUUUAUUGAUUUCAUAUUAGGGUAACAAGAAGAAAAGGUGAAAAAAUUGUAUAUACAGUGAAACCAACACCAUUGCAGAUUUACAAGUAAACUAAUAGCCAAAGUAGAGAUCGAUUUUUUUUAUUAUUAUUAUUUUUUUAUUUUAUUAUUAUUAUAAUUUUUUUUUUUUUUUUGAAAUGAAGAAAGAUAGAAUCCAUUGAGUAUUAAAUUAGAUCCAAAUCUCCCAAAGUUGUAAGCUGUAGGGAUUGAUUGCUUGGUUGUAAGUUGUAGGAAUAUUUCAUGCUUGAAUUUCUUCAUUGUAAAAGUUUAUGACUAAUCUUUUCUAGAAGGUAUGACGUAUAAUAAGUAUAUUUAACCUAUAAUGCAACAAAUUAAAGCUAAGGUUAAUGCUUUAAUUGAGUGUAAUUGUGUGAAAACCUAGCUAAAGAAUAUUUGGAUUGUAUAAAAGUAUUACCCCCAAUGUCAAGCAAAUCACAUCAUAUCUUUACUUAACCUCAUCAAGUGUCAUAUAUGAGCAACAAAUCAGCUACUCUUCAACUUUGCAUUGACACAAAAUGUCUCAUAAUCCAACUAUUUUACUUGGAUUAUUUGCCUAAGUCUCUUAAGGAUUUCAUGGGCUGGCCCAAUUUCACUUUUGUUGGGGUUGAAGUGGCUGAUGAUGUGGCUAAGUUGAGGGAUGAGUAUGGGCUGAUCUGUGCUAGGAGCAGGGAUAUUCAGGCCCAUGCUUUGGGCCUUUGGCCCAUAAGGUGGUACCGAAAGCCCGGUCUUAAAGUUCUUGCUCGCGAUAUCGCCGGGCUUUAUAUGGCUAAGCCCAUUCAUGUUUGUAGGAGUGAUUGGCAAGCUAGGGUGCUGAGUAAGGAGCAAGUGGAGUAUGCUAGUAUUGAUGCUUAUGCUUCUUACAAGAUUGGUUGCAAGUUGUUUAUGGAGUAAAUGAGUAAUUAAGUAAGGAAUAAUGAUGUUAAGAUGGUUUGCAAUUUACUAUUUGGUAAUGUUAUCUACUAAAAAUUAAGUUCUCUAUGUUUUUAUGUAACGAGUGUUGUGGAGUUUGGUGAUAUGUACUCCUUACUCCUUAGUUGUAAUAGUUUCUAAUGAUAAUGUGAACGAGUCAUCAAUGUUCUAGCUAUUAAAUCUUAUGUCUUCUUUAAUUUUACAAUUUUCAUAUCAAAAUUAUUCCAAUUGUCUCUUCAAUUCAAAUUGUCUAUAGGUUUUUUUAUUAUUUAUUUAUUUAUUUAUUUAUUUAUUUUUUAAUUUAAUUUUUUUAGACAAAAUAAUUGUGCAUAUGCAUGCAAGUGCGGAUCUACAAUAGACCGUAGACUCCACUAGUAAUCGUUUUUUUAAUAGACUAAUACCAAUUUCAAUGUAAAAUGAAUGUUGAAUUAGU